Molecule: messenger RNA, 7058 nt
Organism: Pocillopora meandrina
Lineage: Eukaryota; Metazoa; Cnidaria; Anthozoa; Scleractinia; Pocilloporidae
Source: the annotation of a GenBank genome assembly
AUGGUAUUAUUUUUUAAUUGUAGACAUGCAUCAGCAACGCGUUGUGAAGUCUCCCUUCCUCAGCAUGUCAACUCGGCCGCCUGUAUGUCACUGAGGAAAGCUGCUAUUGCCAAGAACCAGGAGAUCUACACAUACAAAUUUGAUCCAGCUGUUCACGGGUUCGCCCUGUUGAAUAUGACGGCGCAGGAACUGGGAGCGGUUGCUCUGAAGGACCCUUUCAUGGCAUACUACACCACUGCAUAUGUGACAAUGACAAGAGCCAGUAACUCACUUCACCAAUUGUAUCAAAACUUGACAUCAGAACUAGGCGAAAUUAACCAAAUUUCGGAAUACCUAGCUCUAUCAGACUUUUUCCAGACGGGCCUGGAACCAAUUGUUGGGGUAAACUAACAUUUUCAUUUUUAUUCCUUUUUAACCUAUCACUGAUGAUUUAAGAAAGCCCCUAAAUUUGAUCAUGCAAAUUACGGUUACCACGACUAUGGUAUAACUUAGAGAAAUUUCCCUAAUUUUUGAUUACGCCUGAACUUUAGAUCACUUAUUAUUGCCAUAUCUCAAUUUAAAUGGGCUUGAUUUGUUGUAAAUCUCUUUGUGCCCCCUCUCGUCCUUUACUUUCCUUUCCCUGAUAGUUUUCAACUCUCAUUUCAAGGAUGGAUUUAGGUCGAGUUCAGCUUCAACCAGUAUAUACAUGGAAUAUACGUGUUCUACACCCUUUAGUAAUGUCAUACAAACUUUACUUUCUGUGACAUGUAACGUUGCUGAUUAUGUUUUCAGGAGUAUGUGAGGCUUCCGUCCAGACACGAGGCUUUUAUCCGAGACAAAACUGAAUGGAUAAGCGACAAAUUUUUCACUCAGCAGCGUUUGGCCGGUUCUAACCCUAUGUCACUUAAAAAAGUCACCAUUCACGGUGAAGGUAGGGUAAUUUCCAUCUUGCUCUAUGCUACAGCGAAUAUAUAUCGAGUGGGCACUGGGAUGGAAGGUGGAGAAGAAAAUUGGAGAAGUAGGUACUGGACACACACAAUUGGAUCUCUCCAAGGACGGCUAGAUCUAGACUUAAUUGAUGACGGAUACACUGCCACUAGACAUUAUUAUAAAGGCAUUUUUCUUCUUUAGGUAAAGACGGGUAUUGUGGAAACCACGUUUAUCCAGGGUCGAAUUUUUCCGCAAACACGUGAAUUCCUUAAAGUAAACUCUUGAUGCUGUCACGGUAGUUCUUUGCUCCCCAUACAAAUUGCCAAUUUUAUAAUCCUCAACAGAAUCAGCAGUUGGACUGGAUUGGAAUGAAUUGAAAAAAACGCUGAACCCUGAGUUUGACUGGGAUGGUGCCGUCAAACAGGCUACGAAGUCGAAGUAUUCGUUGAAUAAAGUAAGCUCACAAUUUGAUUCAUUUUUAUGAGGAUACAUCUCGAAAGCGUUCUGUUACCUAUCCGAGAGAAAAGGCCUUUUUCCCCGCUGGUGAAAAAAAGAAUAACACCUUUCUUUGUUCGAAGCCCGGAAGCAAAAAUUGCCAUCUUUCUUUCCCUAUGUAUGCACACGCGUGUUGCUGAUUCUACCAGAUUUUCGCGAAACUAAUCUAGUAAUGGCUUAGCUCAGCCACAAGCCCGCCUCUGCAGCUCAGUGGUAGAGCAUCGUCGCACGGAGUCCAAAGGUCCGAGAUUCGGCGAUCCUUACGGGUAGACCUUGUGACAAAUGAAUAAGAACGUCUUUCUCAAGGCAAGACCUUUGUAUGCUAAACGCACCUACGAUAUUUCCCCACGCUUUUGUUCCAAAACGUUUAAAACCUUCAAAGAAGUAUCUUCGAAAUUAAAUUUCCGCAACGAUUGCGUAAAUAGAAUAGCUCAGGCGUUUAGAAAUGCCAGGUUUGGGGAAAUCCUUCUUAGACUAACAAUUUGUUACGAAACAAUCUUAACUUGUUCCGCGAAACUUUUUCAUCUCGCUAUUUUCGCGUUCCCGCAGUUGCUAAUUUUAAAAUGAAAAUAUCUUGAUUUUCACUUAGGCCUGUUCCAAACGUCGUGCUACUGCCGUGCCGAACUCAAAUGAAUUUGGCUCGGCAGUGGCACGACGAUAGCACGGCAGCGGUUUCAAACGUCGAACCUAAUGCAGUCGCGCCAAAUUCAAAAGACAAAACAAACCAUCCAUCCAGCGGUAUCGCCCCAUCCAAAUUUGUUUAAGAAAAUUUUAAAUGCCAGAAGGCAACGCAGGCGAAUGCAACAGUCCAUAUUGAAUACUGUUAUUGCAAGGAGAGGAUUACUUUUGAAAGUUUUUUCAUUUAUUCUUCUUCUGGUUUCCCUUGACGAGAGCCAGCAAGUUACUGUAUUACGAUCGUGCCGGCGUUUCCAAAUCCUAACCCUAACCCUAAGCAAUUUAUUGUCACCGUCGGAUUCCUCUUCUCUCAAGCUUUCGGGCAAAACGGGUAGAUUUGUCUUUUUUUAUUAGUGCGCAUGCGUAAUAGUAUGCAAAUAAUGCAAAAUCUGUUAAAUUAAUUUAUGAAUUGAGUUCGGCGCGACAGUAGCACAACGUUUGAAACCAAGUCGUGCUACUGCCGUGCGGCACGGCAAGGCCUGCCGCGCUAAGUAGUCGUGCCGAACCUAAUUCAGCCGUGCCGCGCUUAAUGGUUUCAAACGGCGUGCUACUGCCGUGCUUAAAUCGAAAUUACUAUUUCAUUUGAGUUCGGCACGGCAGUAGCACGACGUUUGGAACAGGCCUUAGAAAAUUAUCCUACAGCUUUAUCUCCACGCGAUGAAAACAGUUGAGUCAAUCAAAUUUCUAUUUUAUUUUCAGGCUAUCGCACUUGGUCGCAUCUUCGCUCUUCGUUACGAAUUGUGUGAUGACAUGCCUCGUUCACUGGAUCUCACAGACCGUAAUCCAGAAAGGAAGAUGUGGAACUUUCUCUCUCCUAUUGCCUUGUUCGUAUCGAGGAAGGUUGGUCGGAGAAAUCAACUCGUUCCUGUGGCCAUACAAAUGGACUAUACACCAGGUAAGAUGGAGUUAAAAGCAUGUCCUGACUUUAUACUGGCAAAUACUAAAUUUUGAAAAAGGAAUAUUUGAUUGAUUACCUAAACCUAUCGAUGAUUUACUUUCUUUUACACCUUGUCAAUUUUCGUAAAUAAAACCAAAAAUAGCAGCAGUUUCUUCGUUUAUUGUUCAGGGAGGCAAAACUCUUUCUGAAUAAAGUCUUACCAUUUUAGACUGAGACAACCAUCCUUGUACAUCCGAAUAACGGAUAAUAAGAUUCGCAUAUUAAUCAUGACCAUUACAAUUUCCUCAAACGUGAUUUGUGCAUUAGCUGCUUUGUUUUUCACUAAUCAUUCUGUUGAGCUGUAAUAAGACAGUGUAGUCGGACAGUUGGCUGUAAUCGGACACCUGUUUACUAAGACCACUCAGCAAAAUCCACCGAUCACAGAAUUAAACACAAUAACCAUAGCAACAGCCGCUUAUCCUAAAAAAAAUCGAGGAAUUUCCAUAAUGGAGAAAUUUUUUUACUUUAAAAAUUAUCUUUACCUGAUAUUUGACCUAAAUGUAUUUGUUGUUUUCGGAAGUUGAAACAGUUAUGAUUAAUUUGUAACUGGACUUCUUGUCGUCCAAUUCUGUUUGUAAUCAUUCUCGUGAUUGACAAAUUGGACUCCCGCUUCGCGGUUGUCUAAUUUUGCCAGUCACUAGUAUGAUUACAGAGCGAAUUGGAAUCCACUUAGUUCUAUUAUCAUUACCAAUCAUUGACACACUGAUAUAUUCUGUGAUUGGUGAAUUUUGACGAGUUUUAGUCUUAUUCGAGUGUUGUACGCAUUUGAACAUAAUUUUUAAUGUUAAAAUGUGCAAUAAAAGCAAUAAAUAUUAUCAUCAUUAUUCUUAUUGUUAUUAUUAUUAUUAUUAUUAUUAUUAUUAUUAUUAUUAUACACUCUGUGAAACAUUCUCUCCGUCAGACUCAGCAGUUUACACUCCUAAGAGUGGGGACAACUGGAUGAUUGCAAAACUGAAUGUUCAAAUCACUGAUCUGGGAUAUUCACAAAUCGUCGAACACCUUGCUAAGGUAAGAAAUUAUCCUUUGCUCAAAGGUAAUUUUCUCUUAUCUUUUGAUAGAAUUACUAAGAAAUCGUAAUCUCCAUCUGUAACUCAUUACGUUUUCUUAUGAUUCCGCUUUCUUUGCUAUUUUGGCGGCGAUAGAAAUGAGCGGGAACCAGAUACUGAGAUUAAGGAUACCGGGACUGUAAAUCAAAUGUGCGAGAAGCAAGAAUAAAAUCGAGAAGCGAGAUAUUUCAAUGCAGAGGUUCAUAUGCUUUUAUAAGCAGGAAGAAAGACUUCAAAAGCAAGUAUUAACUUUUUCGUUCUGCAUUUUGAUUUUCAGGUUCAUUUUUUAAUAGAGCCAUUCUGUAUCUCCUUAAAAAGGACCCUACCACCCGCCCAUCCGCUGAACCAAAUGCUUAAGUAUCACUGUCGAGAAGUGAUUGUCCCUAAUACGUUCGGAGCCCCAUCGUUGGUUGACGAGUUUAGAUUCAUGGAUCUUCUCUUUGCUUUCGGAAACGACGGAGCUAAUAGACUUCUCCGUGAUUCCCAUGAAUUUUCGACUUGGGAAGUCACAGACUUCAGAAGGAACAUUAAGGUAAAGGCUCCCCACUACUUACACUUAUUCUCAUUUCGAAAAAUUACAAAAUUCUCCUUUUCUCUCUGUCCGUCGGUCUGUAUGUCUGGCUGUCUAUCUGUCUGUCUGCUUAUCUCCUUGUCUGUGUUCCUACUUGUCUGACUGUCUCUGCCUGUCUGUCUGUCUAUCUCUCAGUCUGUUUGCUUAUUUGUCUGAAUAUUUGUCUAUCUGUUCAUCUGACUAUUUGUCUGACCAACUGCCACCCUUUUGGUCUGUCUGUCUCAUGUAUAUCGAUACGCACUUUUGAGUCUUCCUUGCCUGAAAUGGCUUAUGAACUUUGUCUAUUCUCAUCAUUUACAAGAAACGAGGACUUGCAAACCGAAACCUCCUGCCUUACUUUCCUUAUCGUGAUGAUGGUAUGAGAAUCCUAACAGUCAUCGAACGGAUGGUGGAACGUUACGUAGACUUGUGAGUGAAAUCAUAAAAUUUGUGCUAAAACAUUAUAUGAAAUGAUGAUUCAAACAGAAUCUGUUUUUUUCACCUUUAUUCAACUAUUGCACUUUUAAUUCAAGUUUACUUUCGUGACUGAAACUUUCGCUUUUUGCUAAUCUUAGUAAUUUGCGGGGUGAUUAUUACUUAUAGACGGGAAACAUGGCCUAACUAGCCAAUUAGUUCUCUGUAACUGCAUCAUUGGGAAUAUAGAGGAACUCGUUGCUCAAUUCUCUUUUUUGGUGGAUGAUUGAGGUAAUGAAAUACUAUGCAACUUCUUUAGGUAUUACAAAGACGACGACGACGUGGCCGAAGAUGAGGAACUUCAGGCUUACAUCAAUGAAGUAUCACUAGAUGGAACUGGACCCAAUGGAGGAAUUGGACGGGUAAACAUGAAUAUUAUAGAUAUAGAGUUACGCUGUGCACGUUGCGAGCUCCGCUGUAAACAUUCACACGCUUUACUAUCGGAGUGUUACUGAAAUAACGUGCGCAUUAAGCAAAAAUAGCUGCACCUGGGCUUCCAUUAAUUCUUCCAUUAAUUCUGUGUUGCCGUUCCAAUGCUGACUUAACUGUGCAUUGCUGAAUAAGUUUGUUGAAUUUUGGAAACACAGCUAUUCAUGACCAGCACUUGUUUCAUUCAUCAGAUUCAAGGUUUACCAUCUACUAUUGGAUCCAAACAAGCGCUCUGCGAGAUCGUGAGUCGCAUCAUCUCACACUUGACGAUUGCACACGCGGCUGUCAACUACCAGAUGUCAGACUACGCUUCGUUCAUUCCCAAUCUGCCAACAAAACUGUAUAACGAUAGCAGAGUCGCUGAUGGAGAAUUUUCUGUUUUCCGCUUGCCAAACAGGGCUACUUCGGCAGUAAGUUUUAGCUCAAGCUUUACAAAGGAUUGGGAGGGAGGAUGUGAGAGAAAUUAAUCAUAGGGAAAUUUCGUCGUGGUUGAAUAAUAAUGUAAGUUUAAAAAACGUGAUUUGUUUCUGGAUCCUUGCAGUAUCUUCUGAUGUCAGUUGGAAUCGGAACAGGAAUUGAAUUGACUAUAAUCUGGGGUAUGCCACAGCAGACAAAAUGUUGUGGAGAUCUGUGACGCAAUGCGAUGACGACGACAACAUAGGAAAUUUGUUUACGGCUUGCUAUACAAUUUUUAACUAAGGAAUGAACAGCAUUGAUUGAAUUCGGUCGUAACAAAAAUUUCGUCGUAUUAAAGAGGGUCGCUAUUCAAUAAUCAGAGUCCUUGUUCCAAUUUCAAGUUCGAAAAAGGACAUGUCUUUGCCAAAAUUGAAAAUCCAGUAAAUGCCAAUAGUCGGGAACUUCAACGAAGCCGUUCCUCCCCUCCGUUCUCCGCACUGUUCAGGACUUGAUUAGUUUGUCAAGUGUUGAUAUUGGAAGCAUUUUGGGAACAAUUAUCCUUAACUAAAUUAGUUCUUCGCUCACUUCUUUUUUUUACUAUGACAACAAUUGUGUUAGCGUAGUUCCAAGUAUUGAUAUGAAGUUGCAUGACCUCCUUUUUUUUUUGCGUUUUAAUUUACAGAUCGAAGCCAGCUUUGUUAAUUCCCUGGCAACAUUCCGCUUCGAUUCCUUGUUUGACUACGGCAAUGAACUUGAGGACCCUAAGGCGGCCAAGCUCGUUAACUACUACUAUUGCUUUUUGAUGAGAGUUCUUCAACCGAAAAUGCAACUAAUCAAUCAGAGGCGAGAGAAAUAUGGCUACCUAACCUAUCCGUAUUUAAUUCCAAGGUGGAUGCCAAAUGGUAUUCAAACCUGAGACUCUUGUUAACUGUCAAUAUGGAUGCAUGUUUAGAAUCGAUCCACAUCGUAUUUUUGGGGUCCAUUCUUGUCUCCAAAGCCCACAUUCUUUUUUGCAAGCGCAUAGAUCAAUCUUUACAAGGGCCGCAUGUAAUGAAUUAUAUGCGAGUUCAUAGAUGCAUUACAUGUACCCAAAUAUAACGCGCGGGUCGAUCAAUUUCCGGCGCUGGGGUUGAAGAUUGCGGGCUCU